AUGGAUGACAUUAAUUUCGCUGCUCAGUGUUUGCUUGAAAUGUCCCACAGCAAGGAUUACCUCAACAUAAACAGACCCCUUGAUCUUUCUACUCACGUAAUACGAGAAGUCGUGUUCGUUAAUGCUCCCGGACCAGCAGUGAUAGUCGAAAAAAUACCACCCAUACCCUCCAAUUAUGUCAAGGAAGAAACUAGCAACACCAACACAGAAUCUUCAUCUUACAUGGUUGCUCGCAUACUCACAGACCUUACCAGGAUCAAACAAGAGCCAGUACCAGAGGUUCCCAGUGAUUCAGAGGGCUCUCUAACGAUAGAUGAAGACAGCGAUAAAGAGAAAAAGAGCCCCGCCUCCGAAACACCUAAAGAGAAAGCGGUAACGCCCCCUCCGGUACAAAAGGCCGAAGGGGUACCGCCCACUAAAAAGGCUAAUGUCACUAGGGCUCAAACGGGUACUCGGUUGGGUUCACAGGUCAGGAAAACUCACAAAUGUUCGUAUGAUGGUUGUCAAAAGGUUUAUGGAAAAAGUUCUCAUCUUAAAGCUCAUCUUCGUACACACACAGAUUUAAAUUAG
Diabrotica balteata is the source of this 570-nucleotide messenger RNA. The record is from the annotation of a GenBank genome assembly. Lineage: Eukaryota; Metazoa; Arthropoda; Insecta; Coleoptera; Chrysomelidae.